AUGAGGAGCAGGCAUGAGCUGCCGCAGCUGCCCCCAAGCGAGGCCCUUCUGGGACUCCUGCUCGUGUUGCUGCUGGGGCCGCAUGUCUUAGCCGUGUGCCCCUCCAUGUGCUCCUGCGGCCGUAGCCACAGGGAGGUCGACUGCUCGUGGAGGGGCCUGAGACAGCUUCCCGACGGCCUGCAGCACAACGCGCGCUCCCUCAACUUGUCCCACAACCGACUUCACAACCUGGACGGCCAGCUCACCGCGUACACCCACCUCCGCCUCCUGGACUUGUCUCACAACCGGCUGAGCCGCCUGCCCGCCGGCUUGCCUCGCUCCCUCUGGCAGCUGCACGCCGCUUCCAACCACCUCCAGCUGCUGGACAAGAACGACACGGUCCACCAGUGGAACCUGCGGCUGCUUGACCUCUCCGACAACAAGCUGGAGCGGGCCAUCUUCAUCAACAACACGCUGACCAACCUGCGCACGCUCAACCUGAGCCACAAUCACUUCUGGACUUUGCCCACCAACAUGCCCGUGCACCUGGAGAACAUCGACCUGUCCCACAACUUGCUCGUGAAGGUGCUGUCGGGAUCUCUGGACCAGCUCCUCCAACUAUCUCACUUCUAUCUGCAUGCCAACCGCUUAUCCACCCUGCCAUUUGGAGUUUUUGACAAGAUGUCAUCUCUUAGGGUCAUCACUCUGGGCGACAACCCAUGGGCCUGUCACCUUUAUGCCGACAUCACCUACUUACUGUCCUGGACACAGCAUACGCCUGCCCGCGUCCUGGGCUGCCCCUGCCACACUCAGCCUGUCUGUGGAGGGGUGCGCCCUGGCAAGACUGGAGGGUGGCACUUUGGCUCCUACAAUCUGCCCCCCCUUGCAGCGAGUGCCCAGGAUCAGAGCUCCAUGGCCCCUGAGGCCAGCGUCACCGGCUGGUGGCACUUUUCUGGUUCUGGCCUGCAGAGCACCCCGCACCCCUCCGAAGAGGCCUCGACCACGCAGCACCAACCCAUCGGCACCUCCACCCCGCGACCCAGAAACACGGGCACACGGCUAACUAUGAACCCCCUCUCUGCAGACCACAUGCUCCGCACUGAUUCCGCUGACUCACUCCACGCCAGCGUGGCGUCCUCUUUUCCUGCCACGAGCUUCGUUGCUGAAACGCCCAUCAGGGCUGACAUGACGCUGGUCACAGACCAGUUCUUUACAACGGAGAGCCCCUCCAUCCAGACAAGGAAGACAACCACUCUUCGCACCAGGAGCGUGAGGAGGAAGAAUCAGUCGGUUCCCAGCGGCAUCAGCAACUGCGGCCCGGCUCCCGCGACCCGCUCCUCGCACCUAUUCCUACACAACCUGGGUCUUCUGUCCCUCGUUCUGCAACGAGUCCUGUGAAAGACAAAGACACCUGUGAAUUUCCAGCAAAAACAAAGUACUUUCGUGUUUGUAUGUGACCUACUUUUCAAGCACAAAGGCCAUUUAAAAUACAAAGUUUAACAAAUGCUAUUUCUCAGUGUGUUAUGAUGCUACUUUUAUAAUAAUUGGCCCAAAAAACAACAACAAGGAAGUACCUUUUCUAACAACACUUUUUACAAGCCUCCUCUCAAAUAAAAAAUAAAAAAGUGCAUUGUAAUGAAUAUAGCUAAGCACAUGAUGGCACUAUACAUCCAGGUACCAGUUUCUUAUGUAACUGAAUGUAGCCUCCUGCUCAUCUGCAACUACAGUGUACCCAUUUAAUGCCAGUCCAGGACACAUUAUGACCGAAAAAAUAUUGUGCAUCUUUUAUUUGUUGCUUUAGUCUUACUGUGGUCAUAUCUUUUUAUUUUAUUUUUUAUUUAUUGCAUUGGGUUAGGUCAGAGGAGUGGUCCUUUCUGGGCACAGGGUCCAUGACAAGCAAGUGGUCAUGCCACGUGCAUCACGGGGACCAACUGUGGAGCGAAGGGGUUCCAUAGGCGGACAAACGGACAAUGUUGCAUCGCUAUCUUUAACGAACUCUGAGCGCCGAGUAUACCGCUUCUGUAUUUCUAUCACAUCUCAAACUUAAGUGUCCUUCAU
Cyclopterus lumpus (lumpfish) is the source of this 2037-nucleotide messenger RNA. Its product is annotated as oligodendrocyte-myelin glycoprotein-like. Gene Ontology annotation, biological process: neuron projection regeneration. The transcript has 2 exons. The record is from RefSeq and is a predicted model, not a curated record. NCBI's taxonomy places the organism in Eukaryota, Metazoa, Chordata, Actinopteri, Perciformes, Cyclopteridae. Bases 1 to 1377 code for a protein of 458 amino acids. Gene Ontology annotation, molecular function: protein binding.